AUGCCGAAAGAGAAGAAUUACAAUCCUGUUCAGGCUCAGCGCAAAGCUGAUAAAGCCAAGGCUCUCAAGAAAGGCAAGCAUGAACGACAAGAACGAUUGAACGAGAAACUAUCACGAAAGAACCCCGAGCGCAUACAGAAACAGAUUGACGACCUCAAAAAAGUUACAUCGAGUGGUGGCAAGCUUACCCGCCAUGAGGAGCAAACAUUAGAAGGUCUUGAGAAAGAGAUUCGAGCAGUCCAGAAGGCGAGAGAAGCGUUGGGCGACAAGGCGCCCACUUUUAGUCGAGGAUGGAACAGAGAUCACGACUCAGGAUCUGGAGUUCUGGGCAAACGACGCAGAGGCUCCCACGAUGCUACCACGAGUGACGAAGAUGUUCCCGACGAUAUCAAGAGAAUCCCCAUGCCUCGAGAUACACCGCCUCCAAUUCCCAAAGACGUUAUGGAUAAAUGGUAUUCAGAGCGACGAGCGAAGAGAGCCGCAGAGAACGCGACAAGGCAAGACCAAGACAAACAUGAAAAGAAGGACGCGCCUGUCGUCGAAGCGAAGACUGUGUACGAAGCAAAACCUGUGGUUCGCGAUCUCAGAAAAGAAGCUGUUUCAGCAUUUGUGCCUACUGCAGUCAAGAUGAAGAUGAACAAAGGUCAAGGCCAAGGCGGGUUGAUGGAGCCAGAAGAGGCAGACCGGCUUGAGCAAGAAGGCUAUCUCAAAACGAAGGAUCGCAAUGCGGAAGCGCAACCCGAUCGUGGCCCACCAUCACGGCAUGUGACUAUGGAGGACGCAGACGAUGAAGAGGCUUGA
Fusarium sp. VM40 is the source of this 801-nucleotide messenger RNA. The record is from the annotation of a GenBank genome assembly. Lineage: Eukaryota; Fungi; Ascomycota; Sordariomycetes; Hypocreales; Nectriaceae.